Papaver somniferum (opium poppy) is the source of this 6727-nucleotide messenger RNA. RefSeq lists its product as uncharacterized. NCBI's taxonomy places the organism in Eukaryota, Viridiplantae, Streptophyta, Magnoliopsida, Ranunculales, Papaveraceae. The record is from RefSeq and is a predicted model, not a curated record. The transcript is spliced from 3 exons. The coding region runs from base 1386 to 2945 and encodes 519 amino acids.
ACAACCAAGCAUGUGGGCGACACAAGGGAGUAGAGACGGUGAAUCGUGGCAUCAUUACAACCAUAUUUUAUGGUUUCUCUUCCCAUUUCAAGAUGCAAGGUCAGUUCUUACGGAGAAAUGUUGGCAAUUGAAGACCUGAAAUAACAGCACCAAUGGCAAUUGAUGGAUCUGAAACUCUUCUUAGAAACAUCAACAAAUUUGUGGGGGUUUGGCGCCGGAUUGAGACUCAAGUUCAGUUCAGUGGACGAGAGAAGCGAAGAGAUGAGGACUGAAUAAGAUGAAGUAUAUUGUUGAGGGUACUGUUAUAUAUAAGAUGGAGUUCGAUCUCUCUUCUCGUAGUCAGAUGCAUCAAGGGGUGUUAAUGGAGAUGGGAAUGAAGGCGAGACCGAUUACUUUGAUUUGGUAUGAGCUGAAUUUGAAGAUUACGGUAGCAGCAUCAAUUGAAUUUUGGGGUUUUUGAAAUUAAAUGUAUGAGCAACAGUCUGUUGGGUUUUGGACUCAAACUGUGGGUGUUCGAUAGCAGUCAGGAGGGAUUGUUGCUGUGGGUGGUCUUGUGUUCAGGGUGGGUUUAUGCUCAGAGGGAUGCAAGUCUGAUGCUUGAGAAAAUGCCGCUAUGAAAUCAAACAGGUAAAGCUGGUGUUGGGGUCAGGUUUAACAAGGAAGUGGAGGUACUACGGCUGGAGUUGGAUUUAGAAAUAGAUGGAAGUUUUUGACUUGGUAGCAAACAAUCAUUUGAGGUGCUGAUGUUGGUCGGAUUUAGGCAAGAUUUUGGUAAUGUUUAGAGAAUGGAAAAUAUUCACGGACUCACAAUAGAACCUGAAUUUUGGAGCUGAAAUCAUAUGGUUAGGGAGUUAGGAAAUGGAUUGACUCUAGUCAUAGCCUGAAUUUGGAAGUCAUGAUAUGUGCUUUGGUUGGGUUUCAACUGGGAUUUGUUUGGUCCAGUGUGGAGUCACCGCAACACCUUUAGAUAUCAGUUGACACAGACUCAAGAGAGGAGUCGAGUACAAGCAGUCAACAACUGAUUUCAGCUAUCUUGGGCAGAAAUACAAGGAAGAGAUUGCAACUAAUCAGGAUGAAAUCCCAAAAAAUCAGUUGGAGAUGAAAUUGGCCGAAAUCAAGGAAUGGGUCUUCUGGAAAGAUGGAUAGUGAUUGAAUCAGGUCUUUUACGCAUUGAAAGAGGGAUGAUUUGGCGCAUCAGUUGUGUAUAAAGAAGGAAGAACGAGCAACCAAGGGGGGAGUAAGAUAGCUCUAAAGACUUGGCGAUGUUAGGAGCUGCUACGGGUGCAGGGAACAAGUGUUGUUGCUUCAGUUGUAAUUAGGCUGAAAUAUUGCCGAAAUCACAGCCAUUUGGGUAACAUUGUAUCUGUUUCUUGUUUCUUUUGUGUAUGCAAUAUUCUAGGUCAGAUCAUUUUAAUCGACUGCGUAACUAUCACCGUUUAGCUAAUAGGGUAUUAGAGAAUCACCCUAGUCAUCCAAUGGCGGAUGAAGCUGAGAGAUUAGCGGCUGAGGCUGAAGCUGCUAUAUUAGCUGCUGAGGCCGCAGCCAAUGCUGAUGAACCUAGAACCCUUAGGGAUUAUUUGCAGCCGGAAAGGACUUCUACACCUUCUUGUAUAGUUCUUCCGGCUAAUGCUGGCAAUGUGUCGAUUAAGUAUGGGCAGAUACAAGCACUGCCUAAGUUUCAUGGAUUGGACUCCGAGAGUGCAUACAUACAUUUGAAAGAAUUUGAUGAGGUCUGUACUACUAUGCCUUUUGUUGCUGCGACUCAAGAUGUCGUAAAACUGAAAUUGUUUCCAUUUUCUCUAAAGGAGAAAGCUAAGACUUGUCUGCAUUCUUUGGGACCAAAUAGCAUUAGGACAUGGAAUGAAAUGACUAGAAAGUUUCUGAAAAAGUUUUUUCCAAUUCACAAAACAGUCACUCUUAGAAAAUGUAUAAUGAAUUUUUCUCAAAAGGAAAAUGAAUCGUUUUUCGAGUGUUGGGAGAGAUUUAAAGAUUUGCUUUCUAGCUGCCCUCAUCAUGGUUAUGAAAUUUGGAGAGUAAUUAACUUCUUUUAUGAUGGUUUGAAUUCAUGUAUGCGUCAGUUUGUUGAAAUGAUGUGUAAUGGGCAAUUUUUGAAUAAAUCACCUGAUGAUGCUUGGACUUACUUCGAUUCGCUAGCAGAAAACUCCCAAAAUUGGGAUACUUCAGGCACGGCGGAUAGAAAUAAGUCCAAAGCUUUAGCUAGUUCCAGGACUGGAAUGUAUGUGUUGAAUGAAGAACAUGACUUGAAUGCUAAGAUUGCUAGUUUGCAUAGGAAAGUUGAUGCGAUUCAGAAACCAAAUGUGGUUAAGGUAGUUGAUCCGGUCGAACAUGCUUGUGGUAUUUGCGAAAGUCUUGAACACUACACUAAGGAUUGUCCUACAGUUCCAGCAUUUCAGGAAGUGUUACAUGACCAAGCAAAUUCCAUGGGUACUUAUAAAAGACCAUUUAGCUCCCCAUAUUCAGAAACGUACAAUCCAAAUUGGCGAAACCAUCCUAAUUUCAGUUGGAGGAAUGGUCCUACAAUGAAUGGUGCUAAUGUUCCCCAAGGGUCUUCAUCUAGUAACCCUUAUGUGCCACUUCAUAAGAAUUCUCUUGAGGAUACUUUACAUACUUUUAUGCAGGGACAGACACAGAUAAAUCAGAAUGUUAUGAAGACUUUAGAUGAGCUGAAAACUAGCAUAGUUAGAAUUGAAUCACGUCUCAAUGUUAGGGAGAAGGGGACAUUGCCUGCCCAAACUCAACCCAACCCAAAAGGCCAAUUUGAGGUUAAAAAUUCUAACUUGGAGCAAGCUAAUGUUGUCACCACUCUUAGAAGUGGUAAGGUGAUUGAGACUCCGAUGAAGGUGGACGAACCUGAGAAGUCUCCGAAGCUUAAGAGUAGUCACAGUGAUAUUCAAAAUGAACAAUCUGAAAUUGAUAACAGGUGAAGAUCAACAUACCUCUCUUGAGUGUGAUCAAGCAAUUUCCAGCCUACGGCAAGUUCUUGACGGAUCUCUGCACGGUCAAGAGGAAGCACAAUGUGCAGAAAAAGGCAUUCCUCACGGAACAGGUAAGUUCUAUUCUUCAACAUAACACUCCUCCCAAAUAUAAAGAUCCGGGAUGCCCUACUAUUUCUUGUAUAAUAGGGGAUUUCAUGAUCAAACAAGCACUUCUGGAUUUGGGAGCUAGUGUAAAUCUCCUACCUUUCUCGGUUUAUGAGCAGUUGGGCUUAGGUGAAUUUAAACCCACCUCAGUCACUCUACAACUUGCGGACAGAUCCGUUAAAGUACCGAGAGGGGUAGUUGAGAAUGUGUUAAUUCAAAUCGAUAAAUUUUACUAUUCGGUGGAUUUUAUCGUUUUGGAUACUCAACCUGUAGCUAAUGCUAGUAAAGAAAUACCUGUCAUCUUAGGUCGUCCUUUUCUUGAAACUGCAAAUGCCUUGAUUAAUUGUCGAACUGGAAUAAUGAACCUUUCAUUUGGAAAUAUGACUGUUGAGUUGAACAUAUUUGAUGCAUGUAAAGAUCCAGGUGUAGAGAUGAUAUUCAUGAAGUUAAUAUGAUUGAAACAUGUGUGCAGGAAAAAGCAUCUCAUCUAGAAGCAAAAGUUCCUUUAGAAGCUUGUCUUCCUAAUCUGUUGGAUUUCGAUGAGGAUGGAUACAUUGAAGAAGUUAAUUCUUCACUGAAUUCAUCCCUGUUGCUGGAUAUGGAAAGUGGCAGUCUAGAUUUGAGUCAUUUCAAAUCAGUGAGUCCGAGCCAUUGUCUCCAUCCGUGGAAUUCCCAAAGCCCGACCUUAAUCCCUUUACUAGUGAACUGAAUUUUGAUGUUUUAGGCCAAAAUGAAGAUGUUCAAGUUUUCAUACCAUCUGAACUUAGUGAGAGACAUAAGACAAUGCAUUCACAUGUUGUUAGGAAGCAUAUAAGUGCCCCAGAAUGGAGUAUUGCAGACAUGAAAGGACUUGAUCCUAGUAUUUGUGCACAUAUGAAGUCACAGCUCAAUGAGUUUCAUGAAAUCAGGAAUGAGGGUGAUAUGAACUGCAAAUGUAAAAUGAAAAAGUUUCUUGAUAAGCAUGUUAUUAGGGAAAUAUUGGAACCAGUUCUUUGUUAUGAUUCUCAACUGCACCAAUUCUCAGGUAAGCUUAAGACACGAUGGAAAGACCCAUUUGUUGUCAAAAAUAAAUUCCAUGAUGGUACCGUUGAUAUUGAGAAUCCUAACAUCUGCAACAUCUUCAAGGUUAAGGUGAAUCCAGAAGUCGAUACCACGACUCUGGAGGAUCAUUCUUAUGUUUGAUUGGCAGUGUUUUGCAGAUGUCUGGAUGGAGACAUAAAAUUCAGCGCUUUAGGGAGACAACCCUUGUGUUUGUGGGUAUCACAGCUGGAAGCUCUCACGAGACAAAACUCGUCCUCCUGUGCGAGCUUGAGGUUUAAAGGCUUGUUGCAUGGGCUAAUUGCAACCGAACUGUCCUGCAACAGUGGUAAAAUAAUUUUAUUUUUCUUUCUUUUCUUUAUCAUGAAUAAUAUGUUUAUGUUUGGCUGAUUACCCCGUUCCACCUUUGAACUGUUUUUUUUUAACCACUGCCACAUUGGGGACAAUGUAGAAAUUAGGUUGGGGGUGCGGUAAAUUAUAUCCAUGCUUUUCUGAUUCUCUGCCUGCAUAUUCAGGUUUCAUUGGUUGCUUGUAAAUUUUAAUGCUUAAAAAAAAUGAAUUGAAAAUUUUACAUGAUAAGAUCAGCUGUUUAGCUGUCUUUCUACACCACUGUUUAGUGGUUUUAAUCCAGCUGUUUAGCGGAUUCGUCUAGCUGUUUAGCAGACGCCUUUAAUCCCGCUGUUUAGCGGAUUUGUCUUGCUGUUUAGCAGACAUUGCUCAAUCACUGUUUAGUGGUUCCGUCUAGCUGUUUAGCAGACGUCUCUCCAUAUCCAGUUGUGUAGCGGAUAUAAUCUUUUCUUGUUUUGCUCGGGACUAGCAAAAUGUAAGUGUGGGGGAGUUUGAUAAGCGCGUAAGUGCGACAUAUUUAUACUCACAUUUACACUAGCUAGGUCUCGAUAUUUUAGCUAAUAAUAUUGUUUUAAGCCUUUUACAGGAUUAUUUAUACCCGCCAUUUACAGGAUUACAAUUGAUAUCCAUUCAUCCGGAGAAUAAACCGGUAAAAUAGGAACUAAAUGGCGUUUGUGGCGAAAGAUAUCAAAACGGCUCAAGGCACCAGGGAAAGACUGCUCAAUUAACUGUGGCUGGAAAGCAUACGAAUUAUGGGCCACACCAUCUUGCCAUCUGAAGGCCUGGGGGUAGUCAUACAACCAAGCAUGUGGGCGACACAAGGGAGUAGAGACGGUGAAUCGUGGCAUCAUUACAACCAUAUUUUAUGGUUUCUCUUCCCAUUUCAAGAUGCAAGGUCAGUUCUUACGGAGAAAUGUUGGCAAUUGAAGACCUGAAAUAACAGCACCAAUGGCAAUUGAUGGAUCUGAAACUCUUCUUAGAAACAUCAACAAAUUUGUGGGGGUUUGGCGCCGGAUUGAGACUCAAGUUCAGUUCAGUGGACGAGAGAAGCGAAGAGAUGAGGACUGAAUAAGAUGAAGUAUAUUGUUGAGGGUACUGUUAUAUAUAAGAUGGAGUUCGAUCUCUCUUCUCGUAGUCAGAUGCAUCAAGGGGUGUUAAUGGAGAUGGGAAUGAAGACGAGACCGAUUACUUUGUUUUGGUAUGAGCUGAAUUUGAAGAUUACGGUAGCAGCAUCAAUUGAAUUUUGGGGUUUUUGAAAUUAAAUGUAUGAGCAACAGUCUGUUGGGUUUUGGACUCAAACUGUGGGUGUUCGAUAGCAGUCAGGAGGGAUUGUUGCUGUGGGUGGUCUUGUGUUCAGGGUGGGUUUAUGCUCAGAGGGAUGCAAGUCUGAUGCUUGAGAAAAUGCCGCUAUGAAAUCAAACAGGUAAAGCUGGUGUUGGGGUCAGGUUUAACAAGGAAGUGGAGGUACUACGGCUGGAGUUGGAUUUAGAAAUAGAUGGCAGUUUUUGACUUGGCAGCAAACAAUCAUUUGAGGUGCUGAUGUUGGUCGGAUUUAGGCAAGAUUUUGGUAAUGUUUAGAGAAUGGAAAAUAUUCACGGACUCACAAUAGAACCUGAAUUUGGAGCUGAAAUCAUAUGGUUAGGGAGUUAGGAAAUGGAUCGACUCUAGUCAUAGCCUGAAUUUGGAAGUCAUGGUCUGUGCUUUGAUUGGGUUUCAACUGAGAUUUGUUUGGUCCAGUGUGGAGUCACCGCAACACCUUUAGAUAUCAGUUGACGCAGACUCAAGAGAGGAGUCGAGUACAAGCAGUCAACAACUGAUUUCAGCUGUCUUGGGCAGAAAUACAAGGAAGAGAUUGCAACUAAUCAGGAUGAAAUCCCAAAAAAUCAGUUGGAGAUGAAAUUGGCCGAAAUCAAGGAAUGGGUCUUCUGGAAAGAUGGAUAGUGAUUGAAUCAGGUCUUUUAGGCAUUGAAAGAGGGAUGAUUUGGCGCAUCAGUUGUGUAUAAAGAAGGAAGAACGAGCAACCAAGGGGGUAAGCUGGAAUAUCACAAUCUGUUCUUUAGUUUUCUAAUUAGUUCAGUGUUUAGUUCUCUUGUAUGUUGGAGUUUUCUACUGAAUAUUUUUCUAUGGCUAUCUACACAACAAUGAGAAGCUAAACCCCUCUCUGCCAAGACUAGAGGGGAAGCUUAAUGUGUUCAAGUAUUCUUUACAGUGAUCAUAAAUAAAUUCCAAGUUUUAAUCCA